Molecule: messenger RNA, 4177 nt
Organism: Mytilus trossulus (common blue mussel)
Lineage: Eukaryota; Metazoa; Mollusca; Bivalvia; Mytilida; Mytilidae
Exons: 12
Coding region: 185-2587 (800 amino acids)
Source: RefSeq, a predicted model, not a curated record
CUUUGUCUUGGUAAAAUUAUUGUUUAUGCAUCCGUGACAAUACUAUUGCUAGGUAGAUUAAAACAAUGGCCGACACUCUAACAUAAAGUUAUAUUUUGUAUAGAAAAGAUGAGAAAACGUUUUUUUAUAAGAUAAUUAGGAAAUAUGGAUGUUCUUCUACGGAAAGUGAAAUUUCCAACAUAAGAUGAUGUUGUGGCAACAGUCGUCAUACUGGUUCAUCUCUUUCAUUCUUCUUCUUCAAAAUCAUGAUGGCAUAGAUGCAGCUUGUUUAUUUCCUAUGAAUAGCGGGUCAUGGCAUUCAACAGACAAAGGAUCGCUUUCCAUUACAUCAAAUAUAAUAAUAGAUUAUCCAACGUCAACAUUUGGUAGCCUUAGUUUUGAAUGCUAUACAAGUUCUGGAACACAAUAUGUAGCAAGAUCAACUACUUUUACGCGUUAUGGUGUGGACGUUCGAGCAUAUUUAUGCUUUAAGCUUGUAAAAGUCACCACGUUCCAAUACUAUUACUAUGAAGAUUCAGUAAAGGAUUCAACACUAAGUAACGAAAGGAUGAAGACAGUAGCAAACACAGCAACUGUAACGGUCGCUGACAUCUGUGACAGAACGGUGUACGCAUAUGGUUCAUAUAACAUAAUGGUGCAAGAUGGAUACGCAUCUGAAGCAGCUUCGACCUGUUCCAGUGUUAUUCAGGGUGAAUGGUCAUACAACUUUACUGAUAGUUCAGGGAAUUCAGCGUGUAACUUCGAUUCUUCCGUUGACAUCUGUACAGAUAAGAGUGCUUUAGCUUUUAACUACACACAGUGUACACAGAACAUCAUGUAUUCGGCUCAAGGAGACCUGUAUUGUUUAUAUUCAUCAUCUGGAAACUCCAUGACAUAUCAACAUGUACUUAAUUUGGACACAACAACGGACGAAUCUACCACCUACAGAAUAUCAUGUUUGGUUAUGUCAACUGAUGGGAAUUCACGAUACAUGACACAGUAUCCCAAUAAUUGUUAUGAUGGUCAGACUUCAAAAUCUGUGUCAUCUCCAGGUGCUUCGAUAGAAUUUUCACUGAAGAGUAAGUGUGUAUCGGCAGAAAACUUCACGGCGGCAAUAGCACUUGGGGUUAUUGUGCCUUUGAUAAUGAUAAUAAUCAUUGCUGUAAUUGGUUAUAAACUUUAUCAGAACUAUAAAUAUUACCAAGAAAACAAAGAGGUUGACACACCAAAGCCAGAUCCAAAAUACGCAAAUGGCGAAAUACGUAAUAAACGAAUGUGCAAAAGUAACGGUGUUGUGAUUGACGAAAAAGCACUGAUUAACGAUACACCUAGAAGUGUUGAAAUCAUGAUAGAUGAAAGAUGUCGACCUGAUUCCACACUAACAACUGGUUCGCUUCUGUCUGCUGGAAUUAGGCGCGAGUCUUCGAUUCUUCUCGAUAUUAACCCGUCAACUCGGGGUACGAUGGUUGCCGAGUCUCUUCCGGAAGUUACCGAACCGAUCGAUUACUCAUCUGAAUAUUCAGACUCCGAUGACGACGACCAGGGUAGUGACAAUUUUUUGCAAAUGCAAUCGACUGGUGACUUUCUGGAUGGUAAGAGAGACGAAGGUACUCAAACACCUAAUAUUCCUCAAAUAGUACUGGACAGUAUAAGUCAUGGUGGAGACUUUCAACCAGACCUUAUUUCACCUAUUGCCGUUCCUCCUUCGAUGACGACUAUACCAGAGCACCAGACUGAUGCAACUCAGACAGAGCAAGGAGGAACAAAUAAGAAGAAAAAGAAACGGGUCAAGAGAACCAAGAGUGCAUCUUCCACUAGACGAGUAAGCUCAGCUUCGAAACGCCGACCUGGAAGCAGCAUUAAAAGAAAGGGAACAUCAAAGCAGAAACCGGAUCGCUAUGGUAAUACUGACGAUAAAUUAGUCUUUGGUACCCGGAUAAAUAUUUUGAGGAUCCGCCCUAAAUCAUUCAGGAAAAAGAAGCAGGUUAAUCCAUUAAUCACUGAUGAAGAUAGUCCAAUUGAUCCAAGUUUAAAUGAUUUAGAUAUGAGUACAAAUGAUCAGAUCAUUGUACAUUCAAAAGAUGAAAACAUUACUACAGAAACUGGGGAGGAAAAAGAAAUAGAUGACAAUACUACAGAUGAUACAUUAAAUUCAAAUCCAAGCAAGUCAAACUUGAAACGAAACGAAAGUAUGCUGAGAGAGAAAAUAUAUAAACAUACCAAUAGGGAUAUACUGUCUUCCAAAAGGAAAAAGAAACAACCAAAGCUUAGACAUCCUCUUGAACAAAAGAAGGGAGAUCAAGAACCUCUGUCCGACUCCUGGUUUAAACAUAGGAGCACCUCUGUACCUAGAACGCACAAUAACUCAGAUAGAAAAGAGGAAACUGAUGGUGAAGGGCAAGUAUCACCUGAAGUAGAUGAGCACGGGAACCUAUUACCGCAAAGUGAUAAUGACUCCGUAGAACAAAAACGACCACCAACGCAGCAAAAACCAUUCAUGAAGCCUCAAGCAGAGACAACGGAGGAAGUGUUCGAAAAGAUUAAAUCUAUGUGGCAAUUUGGAAAUAAGUGGCUUGGAAAUACGUAUAUUGCUCAUAGUCCUAAAUAAUGUGUGCAUGUAUUUAGGAACUGAAGACUUAUGAGUUAAAUCAUUCAUCAAGUAUAUUUCAUGGCAUUGUGAACGCUUUUUAUUGACAUUUUUAUUUUCUCAAUCUUCAUUUUUAACCGCGUUUGGUUUUGUCACCACUUGGAAUGUUUGUUGUCAUUUGAAACGCAUCUUUUAACUUGCUUAUCAGACAUACCAUUUUCUAUGAGUGAUCGUGCUUUUUUUUCAUUUGAACUUAUUCUUCCUAACAUAAAUAUGUCAGUUCAGUCUUCUUUCACUUCAAGUGAAAACUAGUUUGUAUUACAAAAGGCAUUGUUCGUCUAAUUCAAACAUGAUUGCGUGCUAUAAUAUACUUUUAUGUUUAUUCAUUUUAUAGUUGUUAUACUUUAGUUGAACCUGACCUAAAGUAAAAAAUAAAAAACCAAAAGUAAACUACAUAGAGAUAUAUUCUCAUUUAUCAGUUUCACUGUCAAGUCGCACAAUAACAUAAUAACUAUGAAAGCGAUAAUCUAAAUUAUAUAAAUCCUUAAUAAGAUCAUGUUUGGUUAAUAUGUUAAAAUUGAUCAAUCGUUUUUUUUUUUUUUCAUUGUUAUUUUUUUAUUUUAGUUUAAUAUUAUGCUAUGGAACCUAUAUAUGUGUUAUUCAUACACGUAACGAACUUAAAAGAUAAUUGUAAACAGCGUGUUUUCCAUUCAGAAGAGAACAAUAAAAUUCAGUGUAAACACAAAUAUUUGGGUUAUAUAAAUCUUUAAUAAAUAAUUUGUUAGCAAUAUCUAAUAUACUGGUUUGAUGCUCUCUUGUGUAUAUUCUGCAUGUUAUGAUUUAUGUCCUUCUCGGUCCCAAAUGCUAUAUGUCUACUUAGAAAAUGAAAUGAAAGUAUUUUUUGAACUUAUUAAUUUUAUCUGAAUGCUUUAACAUGUAACAAGUUAAUAUUUAUUUCACAACUAAAAUAUAGAUAUAUGCGUCUUUAAAUAUUAUAAAUAUGUUUGUUUUUUUAAAUGAAUGACUGCAUUCCAGAAUACGUUUUCUUUUUUCAUCUUUUUUUAGAUGUAAAAAUCCCGUAAUGAAAAUGAAAAUAACGUUUAUUACUUAUAAAAUUGAUGCCUGUGAAGCGCUUUUCUGGAUUAUCAUCUUCAUCGGGAAUGCUAAAAACUAAAAUUUGAAAGCCAUUGGGUAUUUGAAUUGACAAUGAGCUGUAUGUAUGACGAAACAUUAUUGACAAAUCAAUUUAACAGCCAUUAAAUGACUUGGUGUUUGAUUAUCCGAAUGACGGAAGUGUUAUAGAACUUCGUUGUGAUUAGUUCGCUUUUUACAUCUGAUAAUUGGCCGGACUUACUUUAUAAGUUUUAAAUACAAACAUAAACAUCUACGAAUCUUGUUUCUUCUAUUUAUUGUAUAUUUAUUCAGUUCGCAAGAAGUUCCACUCCAUGUAGAAUAAUAAAUAUCAAAUUGUUAUUACAAUAUAGUCUUUCAUCUUUAGAUCCAUCUGUAAUAAAUGUAAUAUGACAGACAAACAAUUCUCUGUGUAUCAUGGUAGAUUGUUAUCUUAAUAAUGUUAGGAAAACACAAAGAAAUAAAAUUACUCUGUCUUUG